This is a messenger RNA of Vicia villosa (hairy vetch), 2374 nucleotides long. Its product is annotated as small RNA degrading nuclease 1-like. NCBI's taxonomy places the organism in Eukaryota, Viridiplantae, Streptophyta, Magnoliopsida, Fabales, Fabaceae. The record is from RefSeq and is a predicted model, not a curated record. Bases 724 to 2037 code for a protein of 437 amino acids. Gene Ontology annotation, cellular component: nucleus. Gene Ontology annotation, molecular function: exonuclease activity; nucleic acid binding. The transcript is spliced from 13 exons.
UACAUGAAUAGGAAGAUGUGGGUGCUCUAAUCGACUAAUGCUCCUCCUCACAAAAAUCAAAGCAAAACAAAUCCAUCUCCAUGUUAUUGUUAUCCAAUUACAACAACAACAUCCAAACAACAACAUGAACAUCUUCAUUGGCAAUGAUGGAGACACAAACAUGGACGACAAGAAGAAUGAGCAAUCCAAGAUUACUAUCACUAGACUCAAACGAUCAACUUCUAGACAUUCCAUCAACACCACCAAGUGAUCAAAGAAACAACAACAACGUAAUCGAAUCCAACAAUUUUCUAACAACAUGUUUCAUAAUCGCCUCACUGUACUUCUCCAACACCGGGUGUUCUUCUUCUCAGCUUCUACGGUUACCGUUACCCCAUUUUUCUCACAAUGCUCCACAUGCUAUCCUGCGCUGCCAUUAAUCGUUCCGUUUCAGCAAAUCCAUUCCAAGAAACAGUUCCUCAAGAUCCUCGCGCUCAGCGCUAUUUUCUGCUUCUCAGUUGUUUGUGGAAAUAAGUACUAUUUAAUGACUCGACCCAGGCCCGUUUUCACAUAAUUAGGGUUCUUUAAAGAAAAAAACCCUUAAAAACUGAAGCGCCCAUAAAUUGGAACGGACGAUUUUACUGAUUUUUGCCUUCCGAGUUUAACACCGAGUCAGCACACCAAUCUCGUUUCUUUUUUUUUUUUUUUUUUUGGUUUUGUUGAGCAACUAUUCCUUAACUCCCAAUGGAUGCCAAGAUAGACACAGCAGAAAAGAAGCUGCUGGUUGAUAUUGUAAAAUUGGUACAACAAAAAGGCAUGAAGGGUAAAAUGGGAGGCUGGAAAGAAUUCUUGAACAGUCAUGAUAAGAAAUUUGGGGCAUCUUUGAGUGAUCCAUCAAAGAGGUCCCAUCAGCUUUUGGCUCAAUUUCUCAAGACAUUCUCAACUCAAGAGGAUUUAAAGUUUUUUGAUAACAUCAUGCGCUAUCCUUCAAAUCAACGCACGAUAGAGCGACUGAAAGAUAGAUCUCAUGAUUUCCCUGAGCAGAGUCUAGUCCAAGCAACUCGCCAGCACCCUCGGCACGCAAAGGAUUAUUCAUUGCCAUCCACUGACAAGGGAUGGUUAGUGAUAAACAUUAAAGAGAAGUCCAAGGGGAUAAAAUCUACUGCAAUGCUUGCUGUUGAUUGUGAAAUGGUUCUUUGCGAAGAUGGGACUGAAGCAUUAGUCGAAGUUUGUGUUGUAGAUCACAAUUUAGAGGUCAAACUACGCGAACUUGUUAAACCGGAGAAAGCAAUCAAAGACUACAGAACAGAGAUUACCGGCGUCUCUUCUAAAGAUCUAGAGACCGUGACUCGCUCCUUAGCUGAUAUACAAAAAUUGAUGAAGAAGUGGUUAUCCAGUGGAGCCAUAUUAGUUGGACACAGUUUGCAUAAUGAUCUACGCGUGCUGAAGCUAUAUUAUGAUAGAGUGAUCGACACUGCAUACAUUUUCCAACCCAUGGAUGGAGCUACUCACAGGAGACCUUCAUUAAAUAGUUUGUGUCAGGCUGUGUUAGGCCACGAAGUUCGGAAAAAGGGUGCUUCACAUGAUUGUCAAGAUGAUGCAUGUGCAACAAUGAAACUUGUUCUUGCAAAGAUCAAACAUGAUAUUGAUAAGCCAUUUCCGUUAACGGUUCAAGAGCUUGUUUCAGAAAGUGAGAUGUCGAAGCUGCUUAUUCACAGAAUACCAACCACUGUGACCUGUGAAACGCUACACGAAAUUGUUCCUGGAGACUUCACAAUAGAAGAAAAGUCUACCCGGAGUGGUGCCGCAGACAAGUAUUCUGCCUUAGCUAUCUUUAAGAGUCAACGAGAAGCACAUGAGGCAUAUGAAAAUGUGCAAGGCAUGCAAAGAGAGGAUUCAAAUGGGCUUCAACAGAAACGUGUAACAUGUCAGCUGAGUACGGGUAUAAAUGUCUGUGUAUUUGUUCGGAAAAUGAGAAUUGAUAAUCACCGCAAAAAAUUGCUGCCAGAAGAUGAUACACUUGCCACUAACAAGAACAAGAAAUUCAAAUUGUUAUGAAAGAUUUACAACUGAAACAUGAAAUUGAAAAGAAGAAGAAGGCCCACUUGAAGGAGAGAUUGAAGCACCACUUGAAAUUUGUUUCACGUUUUUCAUAUUUUUUCUUUUUUGAAGAGGUAUGCAUAAAAUGAUAUAUGUUUUCCAUAAAUUCAAGUUUAAUCAUAUAGAAUUCCACCAAUAUUUAUUUUUAAAUAAAUAUGCCCAAAUUAUAUAAUAUGUAUAUGUAUGUAUUCUUAGUUCUACUAAAAAUAAAAUAAAAUAAAAUAUUUCACUUAAAUUCUUUUAUAUUCGUUAGAACACUAAUUUGUGUAAGUAAUGGAUUAUAAUUUGUGUAAGU